AUGGGAUCCAAAACCUUCGGGAAUUUUGGACUCCACUGCACUUUACUGUUACUUCUAGUUGCCUCUUUGCAUGGCAUAACGACAGAGAGCUUAGAGCACAAGCGUCGCAACAACGGCGGGUCGGCGAGGAAGCGGGAGAGGGCGAGUGGUGUCAGUUGCAAGAACAUGUUCCGAGGGAGGUGGGUUUACGACGAGACCUACCCGCUCUACGACUCCUCAAGUUGCCCCUUUCUGGAGCCAGAGUUCGAUUGCCAACGAUACGGCCGGACCGACAAGAUGUACCUCAAGUACAGGUGGAAGCCUGAUGGUUGUGAGCUCCCAAGGUUCGACGGCCAAGAUUUGCUGAAGAGGUGGAAAGGCAAGAAGAUUAUGUUUGUGGGGGACUCCAUCAGCUUGAACCAGUGGCAGUCACUGGGCUGUAUGCUUCAUGCCGCGGUGCCGAACGCCAGGACGACCUACACAAGAAAGGAGGCUCUCUCCACCAUCGCAUUCGAGGAUUAUGGAGUGUCGGUAGUGUACUACCAUACCACAUACCUGGUGGACAUAGUGAACGAACCCAUCGGCCGCGUCCUGAAGCUCGAUUCCAUCCAAUCUGGCUCGGUGUGGCUGGGCGCCGACGUGUUAAUCUUCAAUACCUGGCAUUGGUGGACUCACAGAGGAAACAGCCAACCGUGUGAGAGAUGCCCUAACUCAGAACCCUGCAUUAUUCUUUGGAAAAGCUGUUAUUUCAUCUACCAUGUCAGUCUAACAACAGCAAUCUUGUGGUGCAGAUGGGACUAUGUACAGGACGGAGUCCAGGUUUACAGAGACAUGGAUAGGUUGCUGGCCUUCAACAAGGGGCUAGCUACUUGGGCCAAAUGGGUGGAUUCCAACGUCAAUCCUGCCACAACCAAAGUCUUCUUCCAAGGGAUAUCCCCAACCCAUUACCUAGGGGUCGAUUGGGGAGACCCAAGUGCAAAGAACUGUUACAGACAGAUCCAACCAGUCAAAGGAUCAACUUACCCUGGUGGUCCAGUUCCAGCUCAAGGCAUCGUGAAGAGUGUUCUUAGUACCAUGACAAAGCCAGUUUAUCUGCUUGACAUAACCUUGCUCUCCCAACUCAGAAAAGACGCACAUCCAUCUGCAUACAGUGGAGAUCACGCAGGCAUGGAUUGCAGCCACUGGUGCGUUUCCGGCCUUCCAGAUACUUGGAAUCAGAUCCUAUAUGCAGCACUCUGUUGAUGGAAUAGAUGUUUCUGACAAUAUUUGUGGAAGGACUAGAAAGUACACAAUUGGUAACUGUUUAGAAGUUAGGAAGAAUUAUUUUCAAUAUCUGUUAAUGUAUUCUUCAGUGAUUCAAUGGGGGGUAUGGUCAGUGAUAAUAAUCUCUUGCUUGGACAAAUAUGAAAUCAAGAAGCCUAAAAAAAAACGUGGCAAAAUUGUAACAUUGUCAUUUGUCAUACCAAUAAAAUAUCAUUU
This is a messenger RNA of Musa acuminata AAA Group (dessert banana), 1458 nucleotides long. RefSeq names its product protein trichome birefringence-like 37. Bases 1 to 1221 code for a protein of 406 amino acids. The transcript has 4 exons. Gene Ontology annotation, molecular function: O-acetyltransferase activity. NCBI's taxonomy places the organism in Eukaryota, Viridiplantae, Streptophyta, Magnoliopsida, Zingiberales, Musaceae. Gene Ontology annotation, cellular component: Golgi apparatus. The record is from RefSeq and is a predicted model, not a curated record.